AAAGGGAAAAUUACAUUGGGACACGUUUUUUCCCAUUUAUUUCUAAUAAUACCGUUUAUCUUUAAAUUAUUAAGUUUACCGUCAGUUUUACCGUUUUUGAUUUUUAUACCAUUUCUUUAUUUUUUGGCUUCUUCAACACGCUUAGUGGAUGAGAGGGGCUGACGUAAGUGUCAGUUGAAAUGUGAUAGGCGUCUUAUCAGUGUGGGCGCGUGGGCACGUUUCACUUUUUGAAUUUUUUUAAAAUUUUCACCCAAAAGGUGGGUUGUAAACCCAAACCGCCUAUAUGCCUAUCAAUAUAAGUGUUAUUUCCAUUUUUUCCCAACUUCAUUUCUUUUCUCUAAACGUUUAGUAAUGGUGAAAACACGUUCGUCUAUAUCUCCAUCCGCGUCCUCCAAGGCGAUGAAUCCGAAGAACAAAUCGAAAGAAACAAUGUCCGAGGGUAGUGAUAGUGGAGAGUCUGAGCUUUCUUCGAAGAGGAAGAGGAACAAUGUUGGGUCUAAGAAGGGGAAACAUGCAGAUCGUCCGUUGAAAAAGAUGAAGCAAGUGAUUGAAGAAGAGGAUGUUGAAUAUGAUAGUGACGAUUUGGAGAUUGGAGUUCCAGAUAGUAUUAAGGAGUGGGAGCAAUAUUUUAAACCUGAGAGUCGUGUUAAGGGUAAGAUGAUUUUCUUCCCUAAUACAUUGGAGAACAAAGUGAUUGCAAAUAUCAAUGCUAAGUUGAGCCCUGAACAAAUUAGGCUUUUUCGUAAAUCAUGUUUUGGUCAUUUGUUAGACAUGAAACCAAUUUUAUAUCAACCUCAGUUAAUACAUAAUGCUCUGCUUAGGGAGGUACAUCAAAAAAAUGAGAAGGAGAUGUGGUUUAAGUUUGGGUGUGAAAAUUUUAGGUUUAGUUUGGCUGAGUUUGCGGUCAUAACUGGUUUACUGUGUAAUGGUGAUAAUGAUAUGAAAAAGUAUGCAAAAAGGGAGAAUGCAUUUGUUGAUAAGUAUUUUUUCGAGCAGCAAGUCACUCAUGGUGCGGUUGAACAAAGAUUUAUGUUUAGUGAGUUCAAGAGUGAUGAGUAUGCUGUUAAAAUGGCAAUUUUGUACCUUCUUACCAAUGGGUUGAUUUGUAGUCCUGCUGUAAAAAAAGUUUCUGAUGAGUUGAUGAAUAUUGUGGGGCUUGGUGAAUAUGAUAGUUUCCCUUGGGGGAAAAUUGUUUUUGAUCUUACAUUGCACAAUUUGAUGAUUGCUUUGAGGGGCAGAAAAAGAACAGAUUUGUCUGAUGAUUCAUGUGGUAAGGGAAAAGCUAAGGUGAAACGCAAACAGACGAAAGAAAAUAGUAAAACAUACAAGUUACCUGGUUUCCCUUAUGCAUUUAUGGUCUGGUUGUAUGAAACUAUUCCGUUAUGUCUUAAGGCAUCUAUAUGCCAAUAUGAUGCUUCGCAAGAGUAUAGGAUUUGUAGGUGGUCAAGUACUGGAAAUCCUAACUCUGGGGAGCUGGAUAGGAAAAUUUUCAUGUCAUCAAAGCUGAAAGCUCAAGCUAUUCUCCCCACUGAUGUUGAAAGGAAGAUGAUGAAACUUGAAGGUUUUGAUUUCCCCGUGUUGGAAACUUCUGAAGAUGAUUUUGAUGAUGAGCCAUUACAAAGGAAGCAUUAUGAGAAAGGUGACCCAUCUGGUAUACAGAGAAGUUAUGGUGUGGGGAAAUCUGAUCUAGUAGAGUUAAAGAACAAUGUGAAGAUGCUUGUUGGUAAUCAAACAAAAUUUGAUGAGUCUUUGAGUUUGUUGAGUACUGAGAUGAAGUGUAGUGUUAAGGAAUGUGAGUUGAAUAUGAAGUCUUAUAUCGAUGCAAAAAUUGAUGGAAGUUUGAAGUUUUAUUUGGACAUGAAGUUCAAUGAGUUGAGAAAUUGCUUUUUAAGUGGAAAUGAUGGUGGAAAUGUUGUAGUGAGCGAUGAGGAUACUUUUAAUAUGAAUGAUGAUGACCUUGUUUUGACAAAUGAAGAAGAGCCAGUUGUGGAGGUUGAAAAAGCUGGAGAUGAAAUGUUGGUAGAUAAUAAGGUUGAGGAAGUUUUAGAUGUUACGAAUAUAGAGAAUAAGAAUGAUGGUGGUAGUCAGCCUACUUUUGAUAUAAUGUGUUUUAUUACAUCCCAACCUGGUGAUGAGAAAGGGGAUGAUGACAAGAAAGAAGUGGUUGAUGAUGAUCAUGAGAUGUUCAAGAACGGAUCUAACAAGUUAAGGGAAGAUGAUAAUGAUGGCGAUGACAAGGGUAUUGGUGGUGAUGGGGUUGGUGCCAAGGAAGUUAAAGGUGGAGGUAAUGUUGGUGGAUCUAGUGGUGGAGUGAGUGCUGGGGAGUCAGCUGUCAAAGAAGGCAAGGAGGUAGUUAGUGUAAAUGAGAAGGUUGCUGAUGAUGAGAUGAUUUAUGAAGAAACCAAAGAGUUUACUGGUGCAACUGAAAAGUUGGGUGAUAGUCAAGGUACAGAGGAUAGUAUAACACUAUCUGCUUUAGAGAAGAUCAAUGAUAUUGAGGAAACAAUUGCAAAGGGUAAGGUGUUGCACAAAGAAGUAAUGGCUUCUAAUCAGAGGAAUAUUGCAAAGGAUUUGAAUGUAGAGUUUACGCCCAAGGUUGUUAAAAGGGCUGCGAAGCCUGCAUCUGUAAUGAAGAGUCCUUACACAACAAAUUUUGGUUCGGCCAGCAGUGGUAAACCAACUGGUGAAGUGUAUGGAUUGUUUCCAUUUUCAAAUGGAUUGAUGGCCAUGCCAGAUGAGCUUCAAGUUAAAUCAUUUGAGCAAUGGUUCAAGGCUGGUUUCAAUGAUAAAAAUAAAUUGAAGAAGUUUAAACAAGAGGAUCGAGUAUUGAAGGUGCCAUUAGAUUUUGUUGUUGUGAAGGUUAACGAUAAAAUGUGGUUUUACGAUCUGAGAACCCCAGAGAGAAAUUUAUCAUGUUCGGUUAGUAUUUUUUUCUUAUGAUAU
Messenger RNA from Cannabis sativa, 2943 nucleotides. RefSeq lists its product as uncharacterized. The transcript has 10 exons. The record is from RefSeq and is a predicted model, not a curated record. Lineage: Eukaryota; Viridiplantae; Streptophyta; Magnoliopsida; Rosales; Cannabaceae. The coding region runs from base 352 to 2940 and encodes 862 amino acids.